CGCAAGGAUCUGAACACAAUUCCUGGAAGUGGAAAAUGUCCCAGUUCUUCCAUGGCCUGUAUACUCACCAGACAUGUCACCCAUAUUUUUGUUUAGUGUAAUUUACUUAUUUGUAAAAUAUGUCUGUGCACUGUUAUAAGCAUGGCUUUGAUUGUGCAAGUUUGAACAAAUGUUUCAAUUUGAUGGUCAUCCAAAUUGGCAUAAUUGUAAGGGUUGACUACCACUUGUUUUAUAUAUUAAUAAGGAAGUGUUAGGAAGUGUUAACUAAAUGAAAACCUCAGAUUGUGUUUGUAUUAAAUGUGUUCUGUUUUUCAGGCCAGAUUUGUAAACAGCACCUGGGUCUUUGGGAAGACCAUGUGCCAUGUCAGCCGAUUCGCACAGUACUGCUCUGUUCAUGUGUCAGUGCUGACCCUAGUGGCCAUUGCCCUAGACAGACAUCAAGUAGUCAUGCAUCCGAUGAGGCAGCGGAAAUCAAUGUUUUGUUGCAUGAUUGGUAUAGUUGUGAUUUGGGUGACGGCCUCAUGUUUCUCUCUACCUCAUGCCAUUUAUCAGAAGCUGCUGCGGUUUGACUUUGGAAAGGUUUGAAUGGUGUGUCUGCCCAGCUUUCCACAGCCAUCAGAUGUGUUUUGGAAGUACUUGGACCUGGCCACGUUUUUCCUCCUCUACUUGUUGCCACUUGCUAUCAACUCCAUAGCUUACAUUAUUGUUGCUAAGAAGCUAUGGAUGCGUAAUGCUAUAGGGGAUGUGACUCUGGCGCAAUAUGUCGCCCACAGACAAAGGACGAAGAUGACUCUGAAGAUGCUGAUGUUGGUGGUGGCUGUUUUUGCUAUUUGCUGGUUCCCUUUAAACUGUUAUGUGAUUUUGGUGUCCAGCCAGGCCAUUAACACUAACAAUGCUAUCUACUUCACCUUCCAUUGGUUUGCCAUGAGUAGCACCUGUUACAAUCCUUUUAUCUACUGCUGGCUGAACGGAAGCUUCAGGACUGAGCUCAAGUCCCUGCCUUUCAUUUGGCGUUCCAAGAGGGCAGUACAUCCAUGCUGAGGUUGUCAUCUCUAUAACUACAUAGAUUAUGUAUAAAGAUAUAGAGGUUAACGCAGAGGUUAAUAACAUCUUUCCAUAAGAUUCUGUGAAGGUCGCACCUAUCUCCAUUCGGUUGAUGUAAUUUAUAAUUAGAUCUAGGUCGACCUAUAAUAUGAAAUAUUAGAGAAUAACGGAAGUCUAUUUCUUUAAGGGGAGGUAAAAAAAUAUAUAAAAUGGUGAAGUAGUUUGUAAAAUAUUUUGUAAAUAAUCGGGAAAGAGAAUAUUAGUGAAACACUUGUAUGGAUACCAUAAUGGUAAAUAAAUGUGAAAUAAAUGUGA
Salvelinus fontinalis (brook trout) is the source of this 1359-nucleotide messenger RNA. RefSeq names its product G protein-coupled receptor 83 (gene gpr83). Gene Ontology annotation, molecular function: neuropeptide Y receptor activity. The transcript is spliced from 3 exons. The record is from RefSeq and is a predicted model, not a curated record. Gene Ontology annotation, cellular component: membrane. Gene Ontology annotation, biological process: neuropeptide signaling pathway. NCBI's taxonomy places the organism in Eukaryota, Metazoa, Chordata, Actinopteri, Salmoniformes, Salmonidae.